GAAGAAGAAGAUACAAGCGCAAGUAGGUGGCGACAUGCAGACAGGAUGCAAUGCGCCAAAAAAAAAAAAAAAAACAGAAGAAGAAGAUGACGUCAGCGCAUUCUUGAUCUAUUACAUCUCCUUUGUUGUACAGUUUUUCAUAUGACUUUAUGUUAUUUGUUCGCGGUAUAUUUUGACUGGGGCUAAACUAUUUUAAUACAACGGGGUCCUGAUGUAUUGUUGAGAGCGUCUUUCUGCUUUACUGGUAUUGGGUCAACUCUUGUGUGCCCGUUCUGAAGAUGGCGGCGAUGCUGAGUAUCAGCCCGGGCGCAGACUCAUCCCACAGCGGCACAGCCGCGGGCUCCGAGCGGCUCCGAGCGGAAGAUGGAUCCGAGUCAGAGAAACAGAGUCGUAUGACGGCGCUACUGGAAAAGCUCCACGGCAAACAUAACUCAUCCCGGUCCUGGCAGGAGACCAGCAAAGUGGUGCGGCAGGCAAUGGAAAAGCGUGGGGUCAGUAAUACAGCUGGACACCAACUGCUGCUCAACUGUUUAGAGACACUGCAAAGGGCACAAAAAGUAUCUUCGUUGCCAUCAAUGACUGAUCGUCUGGAGUCCAUUGCUCGGCAGAACAUGUUGGGAUCUCACCUGAGCCCCUCGCGUACUGAGUGCUAUAUCACCUCAGAUAUGUUUUACGUUGAGGUGCAUUUGGAUAAAACUGGAAAGCUUGUGGAUGUCAAAGUGGCCCACCAUGGUGAAAACCCUGUGAGUUGUCCUGAGCUGAUACAGCAAUUACGAGACAAAAAUUUUGAUGAGUUUUCCAAACACCUGAAGGGUCUGGUUAACCUGUAUAAGCUCCCUGGAGACAACAAAUUAAAAACAAAGAUGUAUUUGGCUCUUCAGUCCCUGGAGUUAGACCUCACCAAGAUGAUGCAUAUGUUCAGGAUAGCCACUAAGGCAAAUGCUGUGGAGACAAUACUUCGCGGUAGUGUGGGUCUGUUGACGGCGAGGAGCGGCGGUCAUCUAGUAUCUCUACAGUGUUAUGUUUCUCCAGAUGAUAUCUUUGAAGAGGAAACUGGAGCCCAACUGAACUUCACUGAUGUCAAUAUUCCCCGUACUUUAGGUGUGAGCGUGUCAGUGACUGUUGAGGGCACCACAUCGGUUUACAAGCUUCCCAUUGCUCCGCUUAUCACAGGAUCCCAUCCAGUCGACAACAAAGGGACUCCAUCAUUUUCUUCUGUAACAAACUCAAACUGUGUAGAUUUACCAGCGUGUUUCUUCUUGAAGAUGAAUUGCUUGAUGCCAUUCUCUGUAUCAUAUAUUAAAAAAAUGGGCAGUUCUACAGGUAUCCCUGUUUUUGAGACAGCGCCCACCUUGUCCCCACUAUAUGAUCUCAUCAUUAAAAGCCAACUGCAUGAGGAUGGAGGGGCCACUUCUCCUGCUUUGGCCCAAACAAUGCGUUUUUAUGCAUCUUUACCAGGACAGCAACAUUGUUAUUUCCUAAAUGGUGAUGCUCCAGUGCAGGAUGGGAGGUGUCUUCAAGGAGCUUUGGUUUCCAAGAUUCCCUUCAGACAUCCUGCUCAGGUGCCUGCCCUCCUCGACAUUAUAAGACAUCAGGCUGCUUACAACACGCUUAUUGGCAGCUGCGUCAAAAAGACCCACAUUAAGGAAGCAGAUUCUCCUGGACUGCUGCAGUUUGAAGUGUGUCCACUAACAGACUCAAGCUUUAGUGUGUCCUUUCAACACCCUGUUAAUGAAUCACUUGUAUGUGUGGUGAUGGAGGUGAUUGAUUCGAUGCAGGUAGCCUGUAAACUCUAUAAGGGUUUAUCUGAUGCUUUGAUCUGCACUGAUGACUUCAUUACCAAAGUAGUCCAGAGGUAGGUGUAACGGAUGGCAUUGAACCUAUGCUUACCUUGAAGACUUUUUGCAUUUGUGCUCCUCAUACAUGACUGUAAAUCUUUUAUAAUUCUUUAUAAUUUUGGUCUAUACCUAUUAGAGAUGGAAGACAUUUUUCUUGUUUUGAAGCCAAGUGAAGCAUAGUCUUGGAGCCUAGACCAUCAGGGUCUGCCGAUUUUACCAUUCUUUAGCUUAGAUAUAACUUCCACCAUUCUUGCUCCCUUUAAAAAGUAAACAUAUUCUCACUCCCAAUGCAUCUGAUACCACCACAUGUCCAAGAGUCUGCAUAUCACUAUACAGAGUGCAAAUAUGGCCUUUAGCGUCUUUAUUGCAGUUUGGCCAUUAAGCCCAAUGUGUACAAUGUGAAAUGUUUAAUGCAAUAGACUGAUUUGAAGGGCAUUGGUAUUUUAUCAUCUAAAAUUUAUAUGCUGUAGGGCAGGGGUCGGCAAUUAAGUUUGGCAUUGGGCCAAAAAAAAUAUUUCACCACUAGAUGGUGGGCCAGAACAUAGUCAAAGUAUAAUUUAAAGGUGCCAUCGAACGUUUUUUUACAAGAUGUAAUAUUCAAGAUGUAAGUCUAAGGUGUCCCCUGAAUGUGUCUGUGAAGUUUCAGCU
Messenger RNA from Megalobrama amblycephala (Wuchang bream), 2486 nucleotides. Its product is annotated as mediator of RNA polymerase II transcription subunit 1-like. Gene Ontology annotation, biological process: cellular response to thyroid hormone stimulus; regulation of transcription by RNA polymerase II. Gene Ontology annotation, cellular component: mediator complex. Gene Ontology annotation, molecular function: nuclear vitamin D receptor binding; transcription coregulator activity; nuclear retinoic acid receptor binding. Bases 279 to 1859 code for a protein of 526 amino acids. The transcript has 15 exons. Lineage: Eukaryota; Metazoa; Chordata; Actinopteri; Cypriniformes; Xenocyprididae. The record is from RefSeq and is a predicted model, not a curated record.